GAGCCGUUUCUAGGGUCUCCCUGGAAAUCAGGGUUUUUAUGCUAUUGGCAAAGGGCGAAGAGGAGUGAGUGGAACAGAUUGUGAGCUGGCCAGAGAAAAAGACAAAGGCAGUGCUAAUGGAGUGAUAGAGAAUGGCGCAAGUUAAAGUUCAGACUGCAGUAAACCUGUCUGGAUCUACCCUGGGAGCCACAGUACAAUCAACAAUGGUUAAUAGCGCAGGUCCUCUGGCUCUGCAGUCUUCUGUGAAUGGGUCAGUCCCAGCCUCAAAUACCAGCUGUGUUAGUCCUGCAACUGGUCUUGUGGAUUCUACUGGUUCUAUUAAUAACUCACCAGUUUCUUUCCAGGAUAACAUGGCAAACCCCAAAGAGAAAACUCCAAUGUGCCUGGUGAAUGAGUUAGCCCGUUUCAACAGAAUCCAGCCCCAGUACAAGCUCCUGAAUGAAAGAGGGCCUGCUCACGCCAAGAUCUUCACUGUACAGUUGACCCUGGGAGAUCAAAGCUGGGAAGCAGAAGGGAGUAGUAUUAAAAAGGCUCAACAUGCUGCUGCAGCCAAAGCACUGAGUGAGACUAAUCUCCCGAAACCAUGCCCACGGCCACCAAAAACUAUCAUGAAUAAUAAUCCAGGUAGUAUAACACCAACUGUAGAGCUGAAUGGUCUUGCGAUGAAGCGAGGAGAACCUGCUAUCUAUAGACCAUUGGAGCCAAAGCCAGUGCCCAAUUACAGAGCCAACUAUAACUUCAAGGGCAUGUACAAUCAAAGGUACCAUUAUCCAACUCCCAAAUUAUUUUACGUUCAGUUGCUUGUGGGGAAUGCAGAAUUUAUUGGAGAAGGACGGACCCGUCAAGCUGCUAGACAUAAUGCUGCUAUGAAAGCUCUUCUAACUCUUCGUGAUGAGCCUAUUCCAGAGAAGACACCUCAGAGUGAAGAAAUUUCAAAUGAAGAGGAGGAAACCGAUAUCAACAAAUCUGAAAUCAGCUUGGUGUUUGAGAUUGCUUUGAAGCACAACUUGCCUGUCAAUUUUGAGGUAACUAGAGAAAGUGGUCCUCCACACAUGAAGAGCUUUGUCACCCGUGUUGCAGUUGGCGAGUUUACAGCAGAAGGAGAAGGAAAUAGUAAAAAACUUUCCAAAAAACGAGCAGCCGUAACUGUCCUUCAAGAGCUAAAGAAACUUCCUCCCCUGCCAGUGAUUGAAAAACCGAAAACCCAUUAUAAAAAGCGACCCAAAUCUAUACUGAAGACGGGUCCAGAAUAUGGACAGGGGAUGAAUCCCAUCAGUCGAUUGGCCCAGAUACAACAAGCAAAGAAGGAGAAAGAACCAGAAUAUCUUCUGUUAUCUGAAAAAGGUCUGCCACGCCGCAGGGAGUUUGUAAUGCAGGUCAAGGUAGGCCCGGAGGUGACAACAGGAACUGGUCCGAACAAGAAAGUUGCAAAACGGAAUGCUGCAGAAGCCAUGUUGUUGCAGCUUGGCUACAAAGCAUCAAUCCCUACUCAAAGUCCGGAGGAAAAGCCAGUUGAAAAGAGCUGGGAUGGGCGGAAGGUGACUUUUGCGGAUCAGCCGAAUAGCACCCAAAAGGGAAUCCUACAUCUUUCCCCUGAUAUUUAUCAAGAAAUGGAAGCAAGUCGUAACAAGGCAGCUCCUACAAUGAACUGUUUGACGUCUAAAGAAAUAAACCAUGGAUGUAGUUCAUUCUUCAACGCUACCAGCAACACAGCAACCAUUGCAAGGGAACUUCUAUUGAAUGGGACAUCCCCAACUGCAGAAGCUAUAAGCUUGAAAGGAAAAGUACCUGCGUCCCCAUGUUCAGCAGUACAGCCCUCUCAACAGCUAGAGUACUUAGCCAGAAUCCAAGGUUUUCAGGUGCAAUACAGUGAUAUGCAGAACGGUAAAGAAUGUAUGACAUACCUGACACUUUCACCUGUGCAAAUAACGUUUCAUGGCAUCGGAAGCUCCAUUGAAGCCAGCCGUGAUCAGGCAGCUUUAAGUGCCUUGAAACAGCUGUCUGAACAAGGUCUUGACCCAGUGGAGUGUGCAAUCAAUAUAGAAAAUGGUCCCAUUGAAAUACAAGUCAAACAUCUGGCACAGAAAGCAGAUCAUAAACAGACUAACUCAGGCACCACAGCUCAGGACUGCAAGGAUUCAAAGGCUGUCGUCAUGGAGCCUGUAGCACCCACGGCUGCCAAUGCAUCCUUAUAAACCUGUCAACACGCGAUAGGGUGUAUAUGUAUGAGGAAAUGACCAAUACCAUUAUAUGAAUUUAUGUGAAGACAACACUAACAGAUUGCAAGUGAAAAAAAUAAUGCAUGGUGCAGUUAAUGUUCAAGGGAAAUGAGCAGACUGUAUAGAUUCCCCUUUGCAAUGAAAAAUAAAUACUUGUGUCGGUUACCUGUUAGCACUAGAUUUGCUCUCAUGCUCUGAGCUCAUAUAUCAAUUUUUAGUGGAAAGUGAUUUUUUAAAAAAAGUUGAUAAGAUAAAUAUACUUCAGCACCAUUGGCUAUAAAUACUUCACCAUUGUUUCAGUAACAACCAAUUUUUCUUACUGUAGCUUUAUUUUCAGCUUUUUGUGAUGCUUGAGUAAAGUUAACCAAUGGCAGUGCCGUGAGAGUUGUAGUUGUUGUCUUCAUAUAUAGUCAUUCAGCUUAUCUUUUUAUGCUGAUAUAAGCAUUUGUCAUACUAUAUGCAUAUAUAUGAUAAAGAUACAGACUACUACUCAAGAGUUGUAUGCAAAGGCAAAACCUGAAUCAUAAAGAAAAAUGCUUAUUGAUACAUGAACUGAUGUUAGCACUGAUCAGUAGAGGUUAUAAGAUUAUACUCCAGGAAAGCAGUUAUGGUGUUUGAUUUUCAUUACCAUCACAGAGGUUUAAGGUGUCUUACCUAGCAGUAACAUUUUGUAUCCUUUGCUCAUCUGUUCUGUGAAGCACAUCUACACCCAUUCUGUGUGUUGUACAACCCACCGUGUGCAUCAACUGAGUGUUUUUAAUAACUGCAUUCAGACCUGGAUAAAUAAGGUAAUCUUACCAGAAAGGUCCAGGUCUACAGAAAAGAAUAUCACAGUGAUAUAUUUAAAAUAUGUGGUUAUGGGUAAUCUAUGAUAAUUGGGCAGAAUGUGUCAAUCUUGGUUGAAUUUUAUAUGGAUUACGUAGUUUUGAAUUAAUGAUUGGUCAAAUGCAGUAAAACCACAUCAGUUCAUGUGUAA
Molecule: messenger RNA, 3195 nt
Organism: Hemiscyllium ocellatum (epaulette shark)
Lineage: Eukaryota; Metazoa; Chordata; Chondrichthyes; Orectolobiformes; Hemiscylliidae
Gene: stau2
Product: staufen double-stranded RNA binding protein 2
Exons: 16
Coding region: 132-2195 (687 amino acids)
Source: RefSeq, a predicted model, not a curated record